CGCCCGGCCCCGGCCCUCACCCCUCAGCCGGGCAGGCCGCGCCAGGGCGGGCUCAUCCCGCUCCGGCGGCGCCGCUUCCGCCGCGCCCGGGCCAAUGAGCGCCAGCGGCCCGCGGGCCCGGCCGGGAGCACCGGGAGCGGGAUAUUGGCCUCUGAAACAUAAAUGAGAUUGAGUAAGGCAUCCUUACCUGCUUAGCCCCGGAAGGUGACUGGCAGGGUGGGCUCCAGAGCCAUCCCAAAACCUGCUGUAGGCAGAUUUUGGUGUCUUUUAGUGCAAGUGGCUGGUACCUGGCACCAGCAUUGUCCACCUGGCUCUGUCACUGUGAGCAGUGGCCAUGGAAGAUCCUGACAGGAAGAUUGAAGUGGUGCUGCUGGCCUGUGGGUCCUUCAAUCCCAUCACCAACAUGCACCUGAGGCUCUUUGAGCUGGCUAGAGACUACUUCCAUGAAACAGGAAAAUACAAAGUAAUCAAAGGCAUCAUUUCACCAGUGGGUGAUGCAUACAAGAAGAAAGGUCUGAUCAGUGCAAAUCAUCGAGUGACUAUGGCAAAACUGGCUACAAAAAACUCAGACUGGGUGGAAGUUGAUGACUGGGAAAGCUGCCAGAGCGAGUGGUUGGAAACGCUCAAGGUUUUAAGGUAUCAUCAUGAAAAGCUGUUAUCUGCUGAUGUCACUAAUAGUGUGCAGGAUGCUGUACCCAUAACAAAGCUGGGACGGAAGAGAAAACAGGAGCCAAACAGGCAUGAGCCCAUUAAAAAGAAAAAUCAGAGUCCAGUUGUAAAAAGUGUCCCACAGGUUAAACUGCUUUGUGGAAGUGACAUGCUGGAAUCCUUUGGAGUCCCCAAUCUGUGGAAGUCGGAGGACAUCACUGAAAUUGUGGAAAAGCACGGCCUUGUGUGUAUCAGCAGGGCUGGAAACAAUGUUCAGAAAUUCAUCUACGAAUCGGAUAUUUUGUGGAGACAUAAGAAUAACAUUCACCUGGUGGAAGAGUGGAUCACAAACGAUAUUUCCUCCACCAAGAUCCGGAGAGCCCUGCGCAGGGGCCAGAGCAUUCGCUACCUGGUGCCUGAGGGGGUGCGGGCGUACAUCGAGAAGAACGGGCUGUACAGCCCCGAGAGCGAGGACAGGAAUGCAGGGCUGCUGCUGGCUCCCUUGCAGAAACAUGCCAGUGACCCCCGGAGCUCUCAGGCCCUGAGCAGCUGACCUGCUGUCUGCUGUGAAAAACUGCAUUUCAGUACAGGAAAGUGUGCUUUCCAGGGGCUGGUGGGGGUUUUUCUUAGGUAAAGAGUGGGCUAAUUCUGUACAUCUGUAGCUAGCAGUGAGGUUUGGUGCACUCAGUGGUUGGACCUACACAACCUUUUUCAAGUCCAGUAAUAAGAUUUCACAUUUUAAUGUUUUGUCCCAGUGCACUGAAGUGAGUAUAAGAAUUCACAUCAGUACAUGAAAAUUGCAAAUGUAUAAGCAAAACAAAUGAAAGUGUUCUGAUUAGUUUUAACUGAAACUGCUCUGCUAUUUAUAAAUCAAUAACACAAAUAUUUUUAAUAACUUACUGUGUCUUAACAAAGUUAUCUGAUUUCAAGAUGUACCAUUUACUUAGAGUGAAUCUGUGUACAUUUUUUUUAAAUUGUCAACAUGUGGUUCACCUCCAACAAAUUAUUUAGCUCUGUCCUGGAAGGGAAGAGUUCCCUCUUGGCUGAAGUGGUGCUAGGUAUAGCAUGCUUUGAGCUGCUUGCCUUUGGGAUAUGCAGCUGCUUGUUCGCUGUCAUGCAGUUUGCUUCCAGAAAUGUCUUGUACUUUACUUUUCCAUUCGUGUUUCCAGGGCUGUAAUGUUAAACUCACUAUUGUUUCUGAUGGAAGGACAAACCUACCUCAGGAACUGGUUUAAAGGCAUUGAUUUAAUAGAUAGAAAUUAAUAAUAGUGUCACUGUACUGAUUCUGAGACACGUGUCCCUUUAUUACAAAUAAUACAUUGAUUUCAAAUAAUAAAGUUUCUUUUACUUUGGA
This is a messenger RNA of Passer domesticus (house sparrow), 2002 nucleotides long. RefSeq names its product nicotinamide nucleotide adenylyltransferase 1 (gene NMNAT1). NCBI's taxonomy places the organism in Eukaryota, Metazoa, Chordata, Aves, Passeriformes, Passeridae. Gene Ontology annotation, cellular component: nucleus. The transcript has 6 exons. The coding region runs from base 335 to 1201 and encodes 288 amino acids. Gene Ontology annotation, molecular function: nicotinamide-nucleotide adenylyltransferase activity; nicotinate-nucleotide adenylyltransferase activity. Gene Ontology annotation, biological process: NAD+ biosynthetic process. The record is from RefSeq and is a predicted model, not a curated record.